AUGCUUUUGCGAUCUAGACGUGUUGUGAGAGAGAUGACAUCCUUGCUAAUCGAGCUUGUAGCACUAGUGAAGAGACGCGCAAGAAACAUCACCAAGCAAAAACAACACUACUGCAGGCAACUACUACAGCCAGACCUAUCAGCUGAUGACGUGGACACCAUGUAA
This is a messenger RNA of Bipolaris maydis ATCC 48331, 165 nucleotides long. The record is from RefSeq and is a predicted model, not a curated record. Lineage: Eukaryota; Fungi; Ascomycota; Dothideomycetes; Pleosporales; Pleosporaceae.